AUGUUUGCAAAAAAAUGGCUUCCUUUCCCCAGGCUGUUUUCGAGAAGAUAUAUUAGAGACUAUAAAAUUUUUGACAAACUAAAAGAGAAAAAUGAAAACCAUAGAGAUACACAUGAAGUUUUUUUCUCAAACGAGAACAACAAUAAUGACAAAGUUGAAAUAAUAAACAUUGAUGAGAAAAUUUUAGAAAAAACCAACGUAUUCAGGAAAGAGGAUACUGAACAGCAGAGGCAAGAAGAUCAAGACGUGAUGAAAGAAGAAGAAUUUUAUGAUAAUAUGAAAUCAUUUAAAAAUGUUGAUAUAAAAAGUUUUAUUCAGGAAACGAUUGAUUAUUACACUUCCAAGCAGCUUAAUGCAAAGCAGUGGGAAUUGAGCGAAAAACAGCACCAUGUGUCGAGUAAUAAACAGCAUCUUACAUGGAAGGAAAAAAAAGAAAUUCCCCAACUUAGUAACUCCCUGGCAGAUUUUACUGUGAAGUGGAACAAACAAGAGGGAAGAGGCAAAGUUGAAAAUGAAAAAAGAAUUAUCCAAACAAAUGAUAGCACUCGUAAUUAUGGAGAAAAAGACAACAAGUUAGCAUGGAAAGAGAUUCAUCAGGAAAACAAAAAAAAUUCUGAACAGCAUACAAGUGAUGACAAAUAUCACGGAAUGACACCUGCACAACGGUUUUAUGAAGAGAACAAAGAAAAGCUAAUAUAUGAAAGUAUGAAAUAUUAUAAUGAAAGAAGAAAGAAACUUAGUGGUGGGAAUGGUCAACUUGGGGGUAGCGUACAGAAAGAGGACGCAGCAAAGGCAGAAACAGAAGAAGAAGCAGCAAAUGAAGAAACAGAAAAGGACUACUAUUACAGCCAGGUAACUGAUCCCAUUGUUAGACCAAAGGAUAAUUAUCUGUUCGAUUAUGAAAAUGGAGAAAAUGACGAAAGGAGCGAGAACGAAUGUGAGGGAGAGGAAAACGUAGAACUGGAAAAAGGAAUAAUGCCAACGAUUGAACAAGUUGUGUUCAUUUUAAAACAUGAAAAAGUAAAGAACAUUAAAGUGAUAGAUUUAGACAAAUGUGGAAGAAGAGAUAUUGGAAUGUUCCUAAUUUUAUGCACAGGGCAAACACCUAAACAUAAUAAAAGAGUGGGUAAAUUAAUAAGUAAAAUUUUUGUCGACUUAGAAAUACCCUAUAUAUCCAAGGUAGUAUACUGCUAUUGCAACAAAUUUGAUGAUUGGAUUAUUGCACAUUGUGGUCCGCUUAAAAUUCAUAUAGUUACCAAAGAAUUAAGAGAUAUUUAUGAUUUAGAAAAUUUGUUCUUAUUUCCUCAUGAACAUUUCGAUAGCAAAAAUUUUCCUUCCUUUUUUGAUUACACACCUGGCAUACCUCCACCAUACAUAGUCAGGAGUAACUCCACUUUAGAUGCUUACCAAAAUGAUGAGUUGUAUCAGAAAUUUAUUGCCGACACUUGA
Molecule: messenger RNA, 1449 nt
Organism: Plasmodium gonderi
Lineage: Eukaryota; Apicomplexa; Aconoidasida; Haemosporida; Plasmodiidae
Exons: 1
Coding region: 1-1449 (482 amino acids)
Biological process (GO): negative regulation of translation; negative regulation of ribosome biogenesis
Molecular function (GO): ribosomal large subunit binding
Source: RefSeq, a predicted model, not a curated record